CCUUGCGUGAGCCGCCGACCCGGAAGUCGCCGUUCUGAAUGGGUCUCGGGCCGGGGGCCGCCGCUCCUCGGUGUGGGCUCAACGCCGGGCGACUCUGGACGUCGGGUCUGGCCGGCCACUAGGUUCAUGUGGAGGCUCCCGGGCCGCGUCGCGCUGCGUGGGGUCCGGCCCGUGGUGCAGCGGUGCGGCCGGGCCGGGGCAGCGACUGACGAGGCGGCGCGCGCCAUGGAGCGCGCCGUGGUGCGCUGCGUGCCCUCGGAGCCCAAGCUCAGCCUGUCCUUUGCGCUGGCCGACGGCAGCCACAAAAACAUGCAGCGGGACCAGAGCGAGCCUCUGGGCCGGGCUCUCAGCCGGAUCGCCACCAACGCCCUCAAGGGCCACGCCAAGGCGGCGGCUGCUAAGAAGCACAGGAAGGACCGAGCCCGCUCGGGCGGCGGCGCGGCCUGCGCGGCGGCAGGGCCUGAAGCGGCGGCGGCCGGCGAGCCGGUGGUGAAGCUGUACUACCGAGAGGAGGCCGUGGCCGACGACGUGCUCAACGUGGAUGCCUGGCAGGACGGUGCGGUGCUGCAGAUCGGCGACGUCAAGUACAAGGUCGAGCGCAACCCGCCUGCCUUCACCGAGCUGCAGCUGCCGCGCUACAUCAUGGCUGGCUUCCCCGUGUGCCCCAAACUCAGUGUGGAAUUUGGGGAUGCCGCCAGCUCCGUGUUCCGCUGGUACAAGGAAGUCAGACCCGGCGCGUCAGAGCCUGGGCACGGCGGCCUCACGGCGGCGGCGGCGUCUCACUCAUUGCCGCCUUCCUCUUGGACCGACACGGGUGUAGGAGAGCGCGUCUACACCCCGUGCAAUGCUGACGUGGGGCUGCGGCUCAAGCUUCACUGCACUCCGGGCAACGGGCAGCGCUUCGGGCCGAGCCGCGAGCUGGAGAGCGUGAGUCCGGUGGAGGCCGGGCCUGGCACCUGCACCUUUGACCAUCGACAUCUGUACACUAAAAAGGUGACAGAGGACUCCUUCAUCCGUACUGUCUCCUACAACAUCCUGGCGGACACCUACGCCCAGACCGAGUUCUCCCGGACAGUCCUGUAUCCGUACUGUGCCCCCUACGCCCUGGAGCUUGACUACCGCCAGAACCUUAUCCAGAAGGAGCUCGCGGGCUACAACGCAGAUAUCCUCUGUUUGCAGGAGGUGGACCGCGCAGUGUUCACCGACAGCUUGGUGCCGGCCCUGGACGCCUUCGGGCUCGCGGGAGUGUUUCGAAUCAAACAGCACGAAGGCCUGGCCACCUUCUACCGGAAGUCUAAGUUCAGCCUUCUUAGCCAACACGACAUUUCUUUUCAAGAAGCACUGGAGUCGGACCCACUGCACAAAGAACUACUAGAGAAACUGGCGUUGAACCCUCUAGCGCAGGAAAAAGUACUCCAGAGAUCAUCUGUCCUUCAGAUUUCAGUUCUUCAAUCUACAAAGGACUCUUCUAAAAAGAUAUGUGUUGCUAAUACUCAUCUCUAUUGGCACCCAAAAGGUGGAUACAUUCGUCUCAUACAAAUGGCAAUAGCCUUGGUUCACAUUAGACAUGUUUCAUGUGAUCUGUAUCCUGGUAUACCAGUUAUAUUUUGUGGAGACUUUAAUAGUACACCAUCAACAGGAAUGUACCAUUUUGUCAUCAAUGGCAGUAUUACAGAGGAUCAUGAAGACUGGGCUUCCAAUGGGGAAGAGGAAAGAUGCAGCAUGUCUCUCACACACCUUUUCAAACUGAAAAGUGCUUGUGGUGAACCUGCUUACACAAAUUAUGUUGGUGGCUUUCAUGGAUGUCUAGAUUACAUUUUUAUUGACUUAAAUGCUUUAGAGGUUGAACAGGUGAUUCCGUUACCUAGUCAUGAAGAAGUUACCACCCACCAGGCCUUACCUAGUGUUUCUCACCCUUCUGAUCACAUAGCGCUGGUAUGCGAUUUAAAAUGGAAAUAGAUUUUGCUUCAUUGUGUCUGAAGAAGAAGCUACUUACUUUUCAGAAAAUUUAAUAUGAAUCACAGCUUAUAUAUAAAAAUCUUCAAAGAGGAAAUCUAGACACUAAACUUUAUUAUGGUCAUUCCCUACUACUUAUGUUCCAGAUGGCUUUGUUACAGAACCAGUUCAUAAUGUUUGCAUCAUAUAAUAUCUUUAAUCUUUUUAAUAAUUUCCUACAUUUGGAGAAAACCAUUUAUGACUAGCAAGGAAAAAAAUGAAUUACUGUACACAUUUUAUAAGUUUUUUUAAGCUGGUAAUUAAGAUUUUUAAGUACUAUUUGAAUAAUCUCUUAACUUUUCUUUUAUAACGCAUUUUACAUUGAAUUAUGUUCAUAUAAUUGGGGGAGGGGACAUGCAGAUAAAAGGUGAAACACUUCAGAGAGACCUGGAAUAAAACAUUAGUCUAUCACUACCUCAAUUUGGUUAGGAUUUAUUUAUAAUUUUAGAGCUUUAACAAAAGAUUAAAACACGCCAUUACCAAUUUUUAGAGCUUCUGUAUUUUUUGUUAGUAUUUUCC
Molecule: messenger RNA, 2514 nt
Organism: Phodopus roborovskii (desert hamster)
Lineage: Eukaryota; Metazoa; Chordata; Mammalia; Rodentia; Cricetidae
Gene: Pde12
Product: phosphodiesterase 12
Exons: 3
Coding region: 127-1959 (610 amino acids)
Biological process (GO): nuclear-transcribed mRNA catabolic process, deadenylation-dependent decay
Cellular component (GO): mitochondrion
Molecular function (GO): 3'-5'-RNA exonuclease activity
Source: RefSeq, a predicted model, not a curated record